AUGUCUAGUUUGAAUGCUUUCCUUGAGAAAAAAGUUGCAGUUAUAACGACAGAUGGUAAAUACUUCAUAGGAACACUUCAAGGUUAUGAUAACCUAACCAAUUUGAUACUCUCAGAAACAACAGAGAGAAUAAUACUGCAGGAUGAAGAUAGCAUAGUGGAGGAAUUGGGUCUAUAUGUGAUACGAGGUGACUUGGUAUCUUGUGUUGGCCUUAUAGAUGAAGAGAUAGAUAAACAGAUAGAUUGGACAAAAGUAAAAGGAGAACAACUACAAAAGACAAAGAAAUCGAUACAGUGA
Molecule: messenger RNA, 297 nt
Organism: Hansenula anomala
Lineage: Eukaryota; Fungi; Ascomycota; Saccharomycetes; Phaffomycetales; Wickerhamomycetaceae
Gene: LSM8
Product: U4/U6-U5 snRNP complex subunit LSM8
Exons: 2
Coding region: 1-297 (98 amino acids)
Biological process (GO): mRNA splicing, via spliceosome
Cellular component (GO): U6 snRNP; U4/U6 x U5 tri-snRNP complex; precatalytic spliceosome
Molecular function (GO): RNA binding
Source: RefSeq, a predicted model, not a curated record